Messenger RNA from Zingiber officinale, 1105 nucleotides. RefSeq names its product squamosa promoter-binding protein 1-like. Gene Ontology annotation, cellular component: nucleus. Gene Ontology annotation, molecular function: DNA binding. The record is from RefSeq and is a predicted model, not a curated record. The transcript is spliced from 3 exons. Bases 356 to 865 code for a protein of 169 amino acids. NCBI's taxonomy places the organism in Eukaryota, Viridiplantae, Streptophyta, Magnoliopsida, Zingiberales, Zingiberaceae.
AAACUAAAAAGUUGCUCGCCAUUGAGGAUGAAGGUACGAGUCCGAUAGAAAGAAAGGUGGGCGUGUCGAGGUUGGAAUGGCCGAGAUGGAGCAGAGGGUACAGUCUGCUUCGCUCACCCACCACUACGCACAUCACUCGUCUGCGACGGCACUAGAAAAGACCAACAGAAUCUUUGAUGGAAGGGAAAAAAAAUAUAUGGGGCAACAGUUAGGCCGCGACUCUACUCUUACGCCUGUCUAAGUGGUCCUCGCAGGUCCAACGCGUGCCUCGCUUUCUCUUCUCUACUUUUCUUUCUUUUUUUUUUUUUGUUUUUUUUUCUCCUCGCUCCACAGAAUUCUCUCCUUUGGGCCGACCAUGGAACACCGGGAGCCGGCGGCGGAGCAACAGAGGAGGAGCAGAAAGGAGAAAGCGAAGGCGAAGGAGAUGGGGACGGCAGCGUACGUGGACGUGGACGGAGACGAGGAAGAUGGGGAGGCGGCGCCUGGCGGCGGAGUCGAGGAGGACAAGAAGCGGCAGUCGUCGACAUCGUCCAAGAGGGGGUCGGGGAGCGGAGGAGCGUCGCCGCCUUGCUGUCAGGCCGAGAAGUGCUCCGCCGAUCUGACGGAGGCGAAGCGGUACUACCGGCGGCACAAGGUGUGCGAGGUGCAUUCUAAGGCCGCCGUCGUCAUCGUCUCCGGCCUUCGACAGAGGUUCUGCCAGCAAUGCAGCAGAUUCCAUGAGCUGUCAGAGUUUGAUGACUCCAAGAGGAGCUGCCGCAGGCGUUUAGCUGGCCACAAUGAGCGUCGCAGGAAGAUUUCCUCCGAGGCGAUCAGCUCAGAUGCGAGGAUCCAGACGAGUGAAUCUUGUGGUCAUCUCCAGAGAUGAACAACCUCUCCAUCGAAUGGGAGCAUGCUCUCUCUCUUCUGUCAUGCAAUGUCUUUCUUCACUAUUUUCUCAGUGUAUAUAUAUAUAUGCUGAGUGAAAUGAAACUUUCUCGUGAUCUAAGCACAAUAGCAAUUCAUUAAUCCACUAUCAUGUCUAUGAUCAGCUGCUUAAAUAAUUGUGUAUACAGUUAUGGAUUUUCUUGUCCAUAAAUUAUUGAGUGACCUGAAGUUUUUAUUGACA